This is a messenger RNA of Vigna unguiculata (cowpea), 1896 nucleotides long. RefSeq lists its product as uncharacterized. The record is from RefSeq and is a predicted model, not a curated record. Gene Ontology annotation, molecular function: protein binding. NCBI's taxonomy places the organism in Eukaryota, Viridiplantae, Streptophyta, Magnoliopsida, Fabales, Fabaceae.
AUGUCUCCAGUGAAAUCGAAAUCAAAAUCUAAGGCUGGUAAGGAUCAAAGGAACGCCACUCCAACCACAUAUGGUACCAGUAAUCAUGGAACUGGUCCAACUGGUACUUCUGCUACUGCAUAUAAUCCAGUUUCAACUGCCUCAUUUCCUUCCCUGGAAACAGCAUUAGUUUCUAAUUUCACUCCAACCAAUGGCAACACUCAUUUUCAAAAGAUAGAUGACACAUAUGAGCAUCCAAGUAGUCUUCAAGGGACAGUGUCUGAAUGUGACUCAGUUUCUAACAAUGGAAGCUGCUCUGGUGAAUCAGAAGACCCUAAAGAGAAAGUGAGAAAGUCUUCCAUUGGGCAGGAGGGUGUUCCGGGUUCUGACAACGACCGGAGGGAGAAGAUUCGGCUGAAGAACGAGAGGAAACACCAGCGCCAGAGGGAAAGGAGAGCUCAAGAACUGCAUAACCGGUGUUGUGGGUAUCUGAUGUCAAAGAAACUAGAAUCACUUGCACAGCUCCUGGUGGCAAUGGGGUUCUCUUCUGAUAGAGCAACCUUGGCCUUAAUGUUAAAUGAUGGAAAGAUAGAGGAAUCAGUAUCAUGGUUGUUUGAAGCAGGUGAAGUUCACACCAAGACCACUACUUCCAAUGUUGGACUCAGGGCUAAUUUGAAAAUUGAUGUGAGUGAGGAGCUUGUGCAAGUAUCUGAUAUGGAGGCAAGGUACAAUUGUUCCAAGCAAGAAGUUGAAAGGGUAGUUGUUGCCUGUGAAGGGGACCUUCGUAAGGCAGAAAACACUUUAAAGUCUCAGAAGCAAGAAUCUUCAGUGAGCCAACUAAAGCCAGAACAGUCUGCUAAAAUCAGUGGUUUGAAUCUGAUGAGAUCACAGCGGUUGUCAUCUGUUUCAGUUUCAACCCAGCAAAGGCAAAAGGUUGAAGGUGAUUUCAAGUAUUCCAGAGCAGCUUCUGUGUUCCCAGAUCCUCAAAGCAAGAAUCUGUUGUCUCUACACAUGAAUCAUCAAAUGGCUCUGCCAGUGAAAAGAUGGGUUGUUUCAGGAUCAAGCCCUUCUGCUACCUAUGCUAUGGUACCCUCCACACAAGUAUCAUCAUCAUCUCCAUCUGUUAAAAUAGAGGUUCAGCUUAGUUCCUUUGGGAACAAAGGGAGAAUGUUCCACCAAGGAAUGGAUAGGGAGCCAGUAGUCAUGAUGCAGCAGCAGCAUCCACUGUUUAGAAAUGAUAAGCAAGACCCUAUUUCUAGGGGAAAUACCUCACCUUCAGGGACACAAGGUUUGUAUGCAAACAAUUAUCCAGCUGCUGAAAAUGUAAGAUCAAAUGGGAUGUUUCUGCAAAACCACAUCAGAGGAAGUGUGGCUAAUGUGAACAUGGACCAGUUUUACCAAGCUUAUUAUAAAGAACAUCCGUAUGUUUUUGGACAUGUAGAUUCCUCACCAUCUGGGGUGGGGUUAUUUUGCAAGCCAAUGCAUCAUACUUCAUCACCUUGGCCUUCAAUUCGAUGGAGCACAACUGAACCUUCACCUUCUCUUACAGUUCCACCUUCCCUUGGACUCUUUUCUGGUCAGAGUGCAGCAACAGCAUUCAGCUCACACUCACAUGUGGAUUGGAACAGCGGCGGCAUGAUGCCGGAGUUCGACUACACCAGAGUUGACUGGACUUUGGAUUGCACUUCCCUGUCUUCUAAACAAGGUGGAUUGAGGCUAGGAAUCUCAGCAUUGUCCAGAAACAUUUCAGGCAACAGAAUGAGCAAUUCAUGCAUGGCAGGGCUACAAAAUGUUGGCAUGAGUAGGAACACUUCAUCUUUUAGUGGUUUGAGAGAUUGGACAUCCCCUUUUGAAGGGAAUGACAUAUUCAGUCUUCCUAGGAGCUUUGUCACCUCUCCUCCUCUCAUGAGACUGUAG